Messenger RNA from Lachancea meyersii CBS 8951, 576 nucleotides. The record is from the annotation of a GenBank genome assembly. Lineage: Eukaryota; Fungi; Ascomycota; Saccharomycetes; Saccharomycetales; Saccharomycetaceae.
AUGUCCAGACUCAGAAGAUUCAACAGGAGUGUGCUGGACAAAGUCAACGGGAAUGACGGUGACGACAGUGGCAUACUUAUGCACCCACUAGAUGAGGAAGAACAGGAAGAAUAUGUCAGCGACUUGGAGCUUCGAAAUAAUUCGAGCAAUAACCAAGCUGUCCAAAUCCUGAGCGUAGCGUUUGUGGUCUGUUGCGGUGUGUUCCUUUCACUUCUAAUGAAGGUGAGGAAGCUGGAUGGUGACACCAUGACUUACAAACGGCUACUUCUGUUUUCCAUCAAUUCCACCAUUUGUUCACUGAUCACCUUGAGAUACGAUAUAAUCAAAGACUUCAAAGUAUCCCGGUCCAUAAGCGUCAGAAUCACCACCCGGAGGAUUGACGCCGUGAACUGCAUACUGCUGCUGCUGAUAUCGUGGGAAGUUUCCGAGAAAGUCGACAAAUACAGCUUGGGAGUCCUUCUCCAUGUUCCCUUGAUGCUCUUUGGCGUCUCACAGGUCAGCAAAAGAUGGAUGGACCAGCUGGACAAUGAGAUCAGCAGUCUGCGUGGUUUGAAGUAUAAGUACAAGAAUGUUUGA